This is a messenger RNA of Colletes gigas, 8156 nucleotides long. Its product is annotated as bromodomain-containing protein 2-like. The transcript is spliced from 24 exons. The coding region runs from base 680 to 5212 and encodes 1510 amino acids. NCBI's taxonomy places the organism in Eukaryota, Metazoa, Arthropoda, Insecta, Hymenoptera, Colletidae. Gene Ontology annotation, biological process: regulation of DNA-templated transcription; chromatin remodeling. Gene Ontology annotation, cellular component: nucleus; chromatin. The record is from RefSeq and is a predicted model, not a curated record.
AGAAUGCGUAGCCAUUGUUGGUGCUGCGAUCGUUAGUUUCUAGAUCCGAGAUCGUCAUGGGCACGGAAAGCCAUCCGAUUGUACGAGACUCCAGAAAAAUGUCGGUGGAGCUCGGCACGGGGCACUGAUACGAUAUUAGUGCGAGAGAUCGACGUCCGCAUUCGUAAGUGUGGAACUAGUUGGUCGGGCCGCGUCCGCGUUCGUCGCGUAUGCGAACCGAGCGCUCGCAGGAGUGAGAGUGAGUGAGUGAGUGAUACGGCGGGGCACACUCGGCGGCGGCCAUAACACCGACCAACCAAACUAGCGAGCAGGGAGAAAGCGUAGUGCUGAGUCGAGUGUCCAAGACGUAGUGGUAGUGUUUUUCGAUAGAAUUCCUGUGGAAAGUGGACUUCCAUUGAUCAGAUGUUGCUAAUGUCGCGAGUCUUGGCUGGAGGUACGGAGUCUCACAGCAGUGUACAGGGCUGACAUUCAAAGUACUACCGUUCGGUAGGCUUGAGUAGUGUUAUGCCUCCACGGCACCAAUCUCCCUGGUUGCAGCGCAAUCAUCUUGGCAAGCAAUUAGUGAGCUACCAUGCUCGAUUCAGAAUAUAUCCUUGCCAUCUCAAUUGUUGAUGAAGCCUCAUAGCGUCAAGCAUCAACGUAAGGCAGUUACCUGCUGCAUAGCAUUUAUGUACCAUAUAUGUCGGAAAGAAACGAAGCCAAGAUGCAGCAGGUGGACACUAUCUCGCAAAAUAAUUCGUUAGAUGUGGAGGAGCGAGAAAGGCUGUGUAAUAUACCGAAGACAAGUGCACCUGGUAAGACAUCGACUACACCAGCAGUUCCUGCGAAGGAACCACCACCACGUGAUGAACCACCCGUGGAGCCGGUGAACGGUGUAGUCCAACCACCUGUUGUGCCACCUCCUAAUCGCCCAGGGCGUGUUACCAAUCAACUACAAUUUCUCCAAAAGGGUGUGCUCAAGCCAGUAUGGAAACAUCAGUUUGCGUGGCCUUUUCAGCAACCUGUAGAUGCCAAGAAACUCAAUUUACCAGAUUACCACAAAAUUAUAAAGCAACCAAUGGAUCUCGGCACAAUCAAAAAAAGAUUAGAGAAUACGUAUUAUUGGAGCGGGAAAGAAUGUAUUCAAGAUUUCAAUACAAUGUUCACCAAUUGUUACGUUUACAACAAACCCGGGGAAGAUGUUGUGGUUAUGGCACAAGCCCUCGAAAAAUUGUUUCUUACAAAGGUUGCUCAAAUGCCAAAGGACGAGGUAGAACUCGAAGUUCCUGUUUCAAAGGGACCCAAAGGCAAAAAAGCAGGCAGAGUUGGAGCACUAGUAGGUGGAGUAGCAGGGGGUACAGGAGGCACAGGUCGAGGUAGACCUUCAUCUGGUGCAGCUGCAGUCACUUCCAGUGUACCAAAUAGCCUAACGCCUUCAGCUACGUCUGCUGGAACAACGGGUGUUAUUCCCAUGCCUCCUCUUGGCACCCAAGCACCUGCAUCUGUACCUGGGAGCACUAACACUACUACUAUUGCUCCUCCAUCAAGCAUGGGAGUCACUCCCAUGGCUACACACAAUUCUCUGCCUCAACAAGUGGUCCCUCCAACUACCGGUUACCAUGCACAACCAGCAAUGGAUCCACAAGCAGCUUCUGCUGUACCCCCUCCUCCGCAAGUUCCCACUGCACCCACAGUAAUGCCUCCAUCACAACCUGCAAAACUUAAAAAGGGAGUGAAGAGAAAGGCUGAUACUACAACUCCUACUGCAAAUUCUUUUGAACCUUUAUAUAAACUGGACCCCAAAAAUGCCAAAUUACCCACGAGACGAGAAUCUGGCAGACAAAUAAAAAAGCCAACGAGGCAAGCGGAAGACGGCUUAGUGCCAUUCCAGGCCAACAUGCCCCUGAUUGGGGCAAUGGCCCAACAGCCUCAACAUACCACUGGAAAGUCGAAAGAAAAACUUUCAGAAGCUUUAAAGUCCUGCAAUGAAAUUUUGAAGGAAUUGUUUUCAAAGAAACAUUCGGGUUAUGCAUGGCCCUUUUACAAACCAGUUGAUGCAGAACUCUUAGGUCUUCACGAUUAUCACGACAUAAUCAAGAAACCAAUGGAUCUUGGUACUGUAAAGACAAAAAUGGACAACCGUGAAUAUAAAACAGCACAAGAGUUUGCUGGUGAUGUACGACUCAUAUUUACCAAUUGUUAUAAAUAUAAUCCUCCUGACCAUGACGUGGUUGCUAUGGCUAGAAAACUUCAAGAUGUGUUUGAAAUGAGGUAUGCAAAAAUUCCGGAUGAACCAAUGGGAGGCAUGGUUGGCAUAAAAGGUAGCAGUACUAGUGGCAGUAGUUCAGGAUCUGAAAGUUCUUCUGAAAGCGACGAUUCUGACGAAGAACGUACCCAAAAAUUGGUUGCUUUACAGCAAGAGCUGAAGGUUAUGCAGGAGCAAAUGAGGAAAUUGGUAGAAGAAAGUGGUAAAAAGAAAAGUAAAAAGAAGAAACCUGACAAGUCGAAAUCAAGGCCAAUGAGCAAUAAGAGUAGUAGCCUUGUUGCCAGUCAUACUGGUGCCAUGAAAGAACUAAUGAAACCUAGUGGUGGGAUUCCAAGUGUCUCUGAUAGUGUUGGUGCUAGUAUAGCUAGUGUUGCAAUGGGAGCAGGUGAUUUGAAAAUGCCUGGUGUUAUGGGUGGUGAUCUUCAUCAUCCGGCUAUAACAGUUGGACCUAAUAAAACUCAUGCAACAGGAAGUAUGAGUCAUCACCUGCCAGCGGCGACGAAUGCUAAGCCAAAGGGGAAAGGAGGAAGAGGACCUGGGAAAGCUACAACAGCAAAUGCCGCAAACAAGAGGCCAAAAGCGAAUAGCAGAUCAGCUGGAACUAAAAAGAAGAGUGCCAGUAGUCAACCACCUCCGAUAACAUUUGAUUCAGAGGAUGAAGAUAAUGCUAAACCAAUGUCUUACGAUGAGAAGAGGCAACUUAGUUUGGAUAUUAAUAAACUACCUGGAGAUAAAUUAGGACGAGUCGUACACAUAAUACAAUCUCGAGAGCCUUCGUUGAGGGACUCAAAUCCGGAUGAGAUUGAAAUCGACUUCGAAACACUAAAACCAUCCACGUUGAGGGAAUUAGAGAGUUACGUCGCCUCGUGUCUCAGAAAAAAGCCACAUAAGAAAGUUAGUGGUAAAUCCAAGGACGAACAAAUGGCGGAGAAAAAACAGGAAUUAGAAAAAAGGUUACAGGAUGUUACGGGGCAAUUAGGCAAUGUUAAGAAAACAGCAAAGAAAGAGGACAGUAGUAAAUCAGUUGAUGUAGUUGGUACUGGAGGAGCUAGUGGGCCUUCGCGAUUGUCAGCAUCAAGCAGUAGUAGCAGCGAUAGCGACUCCAGCAGUAGUUCACUUUCUUCGAGCUCCAGUGAUUCAAGCGACAGUGAAGCAGGAAACUCUACCAAUCGUCCUCCAAGAAAGAAAACAAAGAAGAAUACACCAAGUACAGGAGCACCUCCGACAACAACUACUGUUACUUCGGCACCUACAUUGAAUCAUACCGGAGGUCUUUUAAUGAACAGUCAACCUCCAACAAAUUCUACGGGACCAAUAGUAAAGCCAGCUGUAACUCAGUCUAGCAAUAUAUCUUCAGAACAAGGUGGUAAUAGUCAACAAUCUGUGGCAGUAGCAGCUGUUACAGCUGGUCAAGGAAUGCCUGUAGCAAGUCACACGUCUAUGCCAGCGCAACCAUCGCGACCUACGGCUAUGGCUACGGCUGCUCCUGUAAAAAAGCCUACACCACCACCACCUACUACAUCUAAUCCACCAACACCGUCAGUGUCUGUACCAACUCCACCACCAAGUGUUACACCUACAAACACAAACUCUAUGGUAGCUUCACCGGUUGUGCCUCAACCACCACAGCCACCCACAUCCGUUAGUUCCUUUUCAAAUGCAAACACGCCUGUACCUACAGAUGGGACAACUUUAACUCAGCAAUCAGAUCUUUUACAACCAUAUAAUACUCUAGCCCUUGUGCCUACUACGCAAUCAUCGUUGGAACAAACGAUGUCCGUAAAAAAAGAAUCGCACAUACCAAUGAUUCAAGCACCACACACAACAACCAAUAAUACCAAUUUGAAUUUACUGUCGGAUGUAAAAGCUCCCGUGAAUAUGAUGCCGUCAGGUAUGGCGUCCAACUUAAAUUUGGGAAACAUAACUAUGGCCAAUCUCAAUAUGAAUUUACCACAAGGAUUGGCAACGCAUAUAUCGAUGCACAGUCAGUUGGAGAACAUGAUAAACACUACUUCGCAAUUGACGAGUAUACAAAAUUCGCAUAAUGCUACAAUGUCGCAACAGCAUUCCAACGGAUUCUCUAAUAUCAAGCGCGAGAAUUCUCCACCUAAUAUGUUCAAUAAUAAUGGCAUGCCUGGACUUAACAUGGGAAUAAAUAUGGGAGGAAUGGGUUCAAUUUUUGAUCCCCUACCUAUCGUCUCUAUGCCAAUGCAAAUAUCUCAAAUGCCAAUAAAGAAAGAAGAGAAACCACUAUCUAUUUCGCAAUCACAAAUGGAUCAAAAGCCCAUGGAUGCCGGAGCUCUUUUUGCAGAAAUGAGUACACUGGGAAUGCCACCAAUGGGGAAUCAUUCAAGUUCGCAGCUUAUGUCUGAAAAAAAGAUGACGCCGCCAGACUCGAAAAAUCCCGCGUCGAAUUUUGCAUCAGCCUUCAAAAAUAAGACUGUAGAACAAAAUGUAAAAAAUGCCUCAUCGUGGUCGUCCCUGGCUCAAGCAUCGAGUCCCCAAUCUGCAGCAGGUUGUAGUAUGAAGAGUGCUGCUCGUGAUUCGUUUCAAGCAUUCAAAAAACAGGCGAAGGAGAAACAAGAUAGGCAAAGAGCUCUGUUGGAACAACAAGAAAUGCGUAGACAACAGAAAGAACAGGCGGAAAGGGAGCGUUUGCGACAGGAGAGCGAAAGAAGAAGAGAGCGGGAAGAGGAGGACGCGUUGGACAAAGUCAGGAAAACGUCGCAUGUCGGUGAUCAGCAAGGGAAUGUCUUGACUCCUACAUCGAGGACAGAAGAAGUUAAGGCCAUUGUCGAUACCGACAGCAGUAGUCCAAGUCAUUCAUCCAGUCAAGACAAGGCUGCAGCCGAAAGGGAACGUCAGAGGUUACGGGAGCAAGAACGACGGCGUCGCGAAGCGAUGGCUGGGCGAAUAGACAUGAACAUGCAAAGAGAUUUGAUGGACGCGUUUGAGGAAUCGUUAUAAUGUUAUUUGCUGCUCUUUAUAAAUCCACUGAAACCGGGCAGGACUUGGAUGAAUGUUUGGCGCUGGACGGUACCACAGAAACGUAUUAAUAUAUACGUCAGUCAAUAACAAACAAUGAUAAAUGAUAAUGAUAAUAAAAGUAACGGUAAACCGGAUAAACAGUCGGUGUGACAAGGAGAAAACUAACUGGUGGUGCGGGUUGGGACAUUCCAACGGAAAUAUCCUAAUUUCAUUGUCCGUGAGUUCGGACUUCAAAGAGACAGUUUAACAAAUAACUCAGAACUGAUUGUGUGUAAUCGACGGACACCUAAGUGUGACCAUGUAAUUAGAUAAAUACUUACACGACAUUUUGAAAAUGCUACACUGACUAUUGUGUUAACAUUUUUCCGGUUUUCAUAAGUUUGUACUUUAUGUAAAUUUGGAAACAAAACAAAAAAUAUUACGCAGAAGAUAAGUGAAAGAAAGAAAGGAAGCGAGAGUGUCGCGUGUGAUCAGUGAAUGUGUGAUAAUGAAAGAGAGCGUGGGGGAGUGUAAAAGUUGUGUACAUUUAGUUAAGUUUUAUAUUUUUCCACAUUCAGUCAUUAAUCGUUGGUAGGAUUACAUAAACAGUGUUUCUGCCAAUAAUAUAUAUAAUUAUUAGGUAUUACUAAUAAUUUCAUUGCAGAUUUUUUUCUCGAUUAUGAAUAUACGCUAUUUGUAAUCACGAAAUAGGUAGGCUUGUUAAGUCAAUAAUAUAGACAAAUAUACCUAAUGCAAACAUACACAUUGGUGAAUUUAAUCGUAAUGAUCAUCACGAUAGCCCGUAUGACUGUUAGUUAUCAGAUUUGUGGGGUCGCAGACGUAACGAUUUAUUGCACGAUAAAUUGUACAAUCUGUUUUAUAUCAUUGUUGAGACGAUGAUUUUAAAGUGGAUAAGAUUGUUGUACAACAUCUCGUACGACAGUAUGGCGCUGCUCGUUGUAACUCUGGUAAUUAUUAGCGACUAAAAUUAUACAACGCUAAACAUUUAUAGUUUCGUCAAAAUCUUCGAAUUUCGCCUUUUUGUGGCUCUUAGGUGUUGGAGAACGUUGACGAUGUUUAAAACCAAUAAUUGGUUCGAUAAACUGAGCAUUUGGAUACUUUUGCUGUUACCGCUCAAUUAUUAAUGAUAUCAAAUGAAGAUAGUUAUCAAAAGUUUUACAUGAUGUUGGUUUAUCUCGAGAGAUUGUCUUUGUUAGAUGAAACUUCGGUAACUCCGUGAUCAAAAGUACUAAGCUCUGCUGGAGUAACUUGUGUCGACAUAGAAUGAUUAUCUAAACCACAUGGUGGUCCUGGCGGACUUAUUGGAGACGACGGUUCAUAUUCUACCUUCAUAUCAGCUCUAUCGAGAGUAGGUAGGACGUCGUCGAUGCGCCUCACACAAGUAAUCAUCCUUGUACGGAAAAGAGAAAAGUACCAAAUAAAAUGAAUGAUUCGCAUAGCGUGCUGCAUAGCGCACCGAGGAUGGAAUAUCAUUAAAUUCAAGAUUUUUAAUAUCGUACACCUGGACUGCCAUUAUUCGCAAAUAACGAAUGUUACUUUAUAAUAUGUGAGUCAGUUUGUCUAAGAUAUGAGUCUUAGCGGGUCUGCUAUCAGGAUCCCUUGAGAAACUUCGUGUACUUGAUGUGUACGACCAAUCGUACGGCUUAUCGCGACGUCUGUGACCUUUCUUAGGAGUCAGAUUGGGCAAAUCGGUUGAUUUGAAAAAUAUUUGUAAACACACCUUAGAACAAAGUCGUCAAUUAUUACGAGUAAAGGUGAGGUGAUUGUAGAAUGAUGUAGUUUCGAUCCUACCAACCAUUAGAUCAGAUCAGACAUACGUACCUAAUUCUUGGUAUGCUUUUGGAUCGUGGAAAAGAAAAACGUGACAUGAUAUCGGCCCGUAAAAUUAUCUAGAAGAGGAUUAUAUUUACUUAUUCGAUAAAGUGAGUUAGCAAAAAAGGGAUCCAUUAAGGAAGUACUAAAGCAUUGGAGGAACAUUAUUAAAAUAUAAAUUUCAAGACGUCACAUGUGGUGUACAAUAAGCGUGCAAUUUUACACAAAUUAAAUCGUUUCCGUAUCGGUGUAGAAUUAUUACGCGAGCAUUAAAGUGCACCUUGAAUAUAUAAAAAAAAAAAAAGAUUCAAUCGGCUAAAAAAAAGUACAAAAAAUGAUAUUUUAUUGUAAAAAAAAAACAAAUGCUAAUUAAAAUUUGAAUUUAUUAUGUAUUAUUAUAUUGCGGUUAAUUUUGAAAAAAAAAAGUAUUUCAAAUUUGUAGAAAUUACAGUAGUGGUUAUAGGCGACACAGACAUUGCUGGUGACGAGAGUUACUCAGUGAGGUAUAUUAUAGUAAUUAAUAUUGUAAUUAUUAAAUUAUUUCGUUAAAUGCAACUUUAUUUUUCUAAAAAGCCACUACAGAAACUUGCAUGAUGUCUUUCUUUAUCGUAGCGUAACGAACGUCAGUUUUGUUCAGGGAAAUAAAGGAACGCGCCAAAGCUGGGCGCAAGAAUAAUUUAUGGCAUUGAGAUAGGUUCGAUCACAUUUUUGCCUCAUUCAAAAGUAAUACACGAGUCACAAAAUAUUAUAUGUUCCUUUCUACGUGAUACUAGAUCAAAUGAUUUACAACUGCCGACACGAUGCUGAUGCGUUGAAUAAUAUUUGGAAAAUGUAUACGUAAUUUGGGUACACUAUGUGCGUAUGAUCAUCGAACCGAAUUUGUUUUCGUCGUACAGGAUCGAUGUUUUAGCUUCGCCGGAAAAGACACGAAGCGUGUGCGAUAUUGAUGAUAGAUUGUAAAUGCAUAGCGGUUAAUUUUAUUUAUUCUGCGUUUAUUUUUCUCAACCCGAUCUAUCACGACGAUAUCGUACCCCUUGGCUUCGAAGUGAAAUAUCAUCGCGAGAUUUGCCCUUCUUUCCCGCCGUUGUUCGAUGUAAAUAUCUUCACAAAA